Messenger RNA from Aspergillus ruber CBS 135680, 1343 nucleotides. RefSeq lists its product as uncharacterized. Lineage: Eukaryota; Fungi; Ascomycota; Eurotiomycetes; Eurotiales; Aspergillaceae. Bases 359 to 1168 code for a protein of 269 amino acids. The transcript has 3 exons. The record is from RefSeq and is a predicted model, not a curated record.
UUGGGGCCGACUCGCCGGGCUGUUUGUCAUGAUUGGACUUUUCCUUCCCAAGUGGAACCACAGGAGGGAUAUGAUAUUUGACGGGCGUUGAAUGCAUUAGAACCUAGAGCCUGUCUCAAAAUGUGCAGUUUAGUUCGGCUCUGCCCAUGUCGAUCACGUAUUGGACGAUCCCACCGAUGAAAUUAUAUCGCCUCGUAUUCUGCCGAGCGUGGACUCUGUGGACCGAGUGCUGCUCCCAAUUUCCAUCCCCAAAUCUUGCAGAGAACCGGGCGCUUAGAUAACAACUAAUAAACCGAAUCGUCACUUCUCUCCUCUUUCUUUCAAUUCAUCACGCCAUACACGUCAGUUCUGCAACCUAAUGCAUUCACAAACCCCCUCAAGAUCUCGUUAUGCUCGAUCGCGAAUCGUGACAGUCGCCCUCCUAGCACUCCUCUUCUCGGCAGCACCGUGCCAUGCAACCUGUUACUACCCGGACGGCUCAGCCGCAACUAGCAUGGAAACAUGUCCUGGCAGCAAGUCGUGCUGUGGUAAAAACCAGGCGUGUCUUUCGAACGGGCUAUGUUUUGGAGCUGACCUAGGCGUCAUUUAUCGCGGCAGCUGCUCAGAUAAAUCGUGGCCUAUCGCAGACUGCCCGCGUGCAUGCUACACCGAAAUCCCAAAGUCAUAUGCUAAUCUCUUUCAAUGUCCCGGCAAUGGCGAUUGGAAGAAUAUGACAUGUAGUAGCAGAGGCGAUGCAGAAACCGCGUGCGGAGUCGAUGCUGUAGGUUCGUGGGAAUGGGUUUCCGGUGGCACCGUAACGUCAGGCCAGAACGGUGUCUCGACAUGCAGCGAUGUAGCCACACGGACGACGAACCUGACAAAUUCAACAAACUCGACGCAGACAAGUUGCCCGGCUUGCACAGAACCCGCGAGCCAGUCGUCUAGCCACUCAGCAGUUGCACUUGGCGCUGGUCUAGGCGCUGGGCUAGGUGUACCUCUAUUGAUAUCAACGGCGCUCUUGAUUUAUUGCAUGGGCGCGCGGCGACGAUUACUGUCCAGUCCACAGCGGCAGAUGAGCAUGAACCAGCCAAUCACCGGACAGUCAAGAGAUCCGCCUUCUGAGUUGAAUGGGGGUACAUACGUGGCUGAAUUGGGCUCUAAAGACAUUCGCUCUGAGCUGCAAGGAUAGUGAGGCUUUUCAACUUAAAUCAUAACUUGGCGCCAUACACAAAAAGUGCAGCAGAACGAUAUAUAUGUGUGUAUAAUUAUUCAGUUGGUAUCCCGAACUUAAAGUGCGUAACACGGUCGUUGUCGUGUACAAUAGGAGUUUUAUCGGCUCCCUGAUAAUACAAUAGGCCAAGUCC